CACGAAGUCAUCUGCACAGAUUGAGGAUUGCGCCGCGGAAUGCGAAGACGGGGACAUUUGAGUGGCCGCUGGUGGCGCCCAAGUCCCUCAACACUUACAUCCCGUCUGCGGGCCGCAGAGUCCGCGCCUCAGUCAGUUAUCGAUGGGCAACUCAUGACCGGUGUUCACCAUCGCUGUGUCGUCUCAGGGCCACAGACCAUCAGCUCUUUGUAGUACAUAAUACUUGAGCUAGCCCAACUUGACACCUCCAUAUCUAUGACAUCGCC
This is a messenger RNA of Cutaneotrichosporon oleaginosum, 266 nucleotides long. RefSeq lists its product as uncharacterized. The record is from RefSeq and is a predicted model, not a curated record. Lineage: Eukaryota; Fungi; Basidiomycota; Tremellomycetes; Trichosporonales; Trichosporonaceae.